Aphanomyces astaci is the source of this 1249-nucleotide messenger RNA. RefSeq lists its product as hypothetical. NCBI's taxonomy places the organism in Eukaryota, Oomycota, Saprolegniomycetes, Saprolegniales, Verrucalvaceae. The record is from RefSeq and is a predicted model, not a curated record. The coding region runs from base 86 to 1195 and encodes 369 amino acids. The transcript has 5 exons.
CGCCGUGAUAAUAUACUUGCAGCAAGCGCUGGCUUCGUGCUUUCCAAUCAACUCCUCUCUUCCGUACUGUAGACGAUCGUGUCAUAUGGGUAGCCUAUUUGAUGUGGCGGACUCGGUGUUUCAAAGCAAGAACGCUACUUUCAUCGACACUACCCCGUCAGCUGGCCCGCACUCGACUUACCACUCGGACGACAUGCCCACGCUGUUCUUGCUCGAUGAAACCCUCAAGCAAAUUCAACACUCGCGGGCGAACAGUGCCCUGUGCUACAGCCACCACCCCGUUGUCACAGACUCCAAACCAGAGCCUUGGAAAUACAAGUCCGAGACGACGGAGUUGCAGCCAAAGCACUCGGAACGGCUCCAUCAUGACCAUCACAAUCCCCUCCGACGGGUGUUUUCCGGUCUCUUGGCACCUUCGAACCAGCCCCCAGAGCAAGGCGAUUCGUCACAGGAACCACCAAGCAAACUCCUGUUGCCGACUGUAGCUAGUAUUCCAAGCAAUCAAACCACAGUCGACACUUCACCUCCUUCCGUUCUGACGACGCACGAAUCAGAUGCCACUGCACGGAAUGUGCUAAAAGCGGUCGCCGACGAUAUCGAGGCCUUUGAACGACACCGAUUUCGAGACUCUACGAUUGUACAUCCGAAGCAGUUGGCAGACUACAUUGACGCCAAGUACACCCGUGGCAUCUUGGGGUCGGUGGCGGCGUCGCCGUUUGUUAUGUUGGCUCGGAAGAAGGUUGCGAUGCGCGUUCAAGACUUGCGCCAACAAAAAGCAUUGCCCCCCACUGUUCCUCUAGAGUCGUCCAAUCAGUGUCCAGUGCAAUCGCUGGCUGAUUUCGGCGACGACAUACGUGGCACUCUGAGCAUGCUUGCUGUCCAAGGGCCGGAAAAGGGGCUGCCAUCAAAGCCACCACCACCGUUUGUUGGACCCACCCCAGAACCUCCGCCAGAAGCCCGAACAUCCUAUCAUCCACAACAACCAACGGCACAAGCGGCCAUUCUCGCCAAACUCAUGAAGCUUCCCCGCAGUCAGAUGGACAAAUUGCCCAAAGCCCACCGCGAACUCGUAGAGUUUUCAAAAAAGUAUCACCAGGCACUGGACCUACCCCCCGACAAAGUUGCUGCCCUGCCGCCGCAUCAGCAGAAAAUGCUCCACGAGUUGCGCGCCAAAGCUCAGCAGGCCUCCCAAUGAUAUAUAUCAAUCUCCACCAACUUGUUUUGAAUACUAUUUACUGUUCAUAAGCUA